Molecule: messenger RNA, 1246 nt
Organism: Acanthochromis polyacanthus (spiny chromis)
Lineage: Eukaryota; Metazoa; Chordata; Actinopteri; Pomacentridae
Gene: tmem126a
Product: transmembrane protein 126A
Exons: 1
Coding region: 151-756 (201 amino acids)
Biological process (GO): mitochondrial respiratory chain complex I assembly
Cellular component (GO): mitochondrion
Source: RefSeq, a predicted model, not a curated record
CAAUAAAACCCUUUUAUGCGCGUUGACUUGUGGGUAAGACAUGUCUGCUCCCUAUAGGUGAGAAUCAACCCAUCUAAAUGUGAUAAUACUGAGAUACCCAAAGUAUUUGUGGACUUUUAGCUGGGUUUUGGUUCAACAUCAGCUCUGAAGAUGUCGGAGAACACCCAGCAGGAGAGGGCGCCUGGAAACGGGCUCUCCAGGGCUGCGAUUGCGGAAAUGUUGAUGAAGAAUUUCGAGAAACUGCCUGACAUUGAUCAGAAACUUUUCUCCUACGGACCCCUGUACCUGGGGGGAAACGCCGGACUCGCAGGGCUGAUCUCCAACAGUUUGUACCGCAGAGCUCUGAACGUGAAGCAGGCCCGGGUCUCCACCAUCCUGCCCAUGGCGGUGCUGCCCUUCCUGACCACAUGCGCCCUGUACAACGCCGCCGUGUCCAACCCGCUGUUGUCCGGAGACCUCAACUGUCCCACCUGCUGCGUGAUGCGAGGCGCGCUGGUCGGAGUGGUGGGCGGCGGUCUGUACCCCAUCCUGCUGGCCCUGCCUCUGAACAUCGGCCUCGCUUCCAGGUACUCCACCGCCCCGCUGCCGGAGAAAGGCAACCUGCUGCGCUUCGGCGUGGACGUGUCCCGGCCGGUGCUGAGGAGGAUGAGGGCAGUGAUGCUGCUGCAGGCCUUCUUCGGCACCUACCUGGGCUCCAAGCACUUCGAGAUUUACACCAAACUGGUUCAGAUCGCAGUUGGCCCAGGAGAGCAGUGAGAGCAAUGACUAAAAUGCACUGAACUGAUUUAUUUUUUUCUGCAUUGGCGUAAAGCUGAUUCCCAGUUUCACAAUGAAAUCUGCCUGAGAUUGUUUCCACGUGGAUAAAAUUAAAUGUUGGUUAUCUUUCUGAGAUUGUUUGCUGGUGUGCAUUAAAUUAUUUUGCACAUGGAAAAAUAGAAAUACAAGUGCAUAUGGAGCACACACUCAACUCAUUUAGGUGUUUUUAUUUUCUUCUUGUGCUCUUAUUAUUUUUCAUUCUGUCACCUCAUUUUUUAAAAUGACACCAUGCACGAUGUUUUGACAAUAUUAAUCUGAUAUUCAUGCCAGUAAAGCAUACUGGAUUUAAUUAAAUUGAAAGCAUUAAGGAGAUAAAACUGUUAUCUUAAUGGAUAUGUUCUUUAAAACUGGAUGUGAAACAAUUCAUUAGUGACUAACGGAAAUAAUUGGCAAUAAUUCUGAUAACUGUUAAUUAAAAAGCUGUAGAUUU